This is a messenger RNA of Mizuhopecten yessoensis (Yesso scallop), 1766 nucleotides long. RefSeq lists its product as uncharacterized. The coding region runs from base 422 to 1498 and encodes 358 amino acids. NCBI's taxonomy places the organism in Eukaryota, Metazoa, Mollusca, Bivalvia, Pectinida, Pectinidae. The transcript is spliced from 16 exons. The record is from RefSeq and is a predicted model, not a curated record.
AGAAUGUUGGCAGUCAGCCAUUUAGGUAGGUUCGAAUGGGACCCCGAAAUCUUUUUAUAGAUCCACGUGUCGUUCACGUGUAUUGUCAUACAUUCGGAACAUGUGAAUUUAACCACUGAGAGAAUCAAACCCUAGGUGUGAUGAAGUGGAUUAUAACGUGAACGAGACAAAAUUCAUUGAUAGUGAAAUAUGUGUGUAAAUUAACUAUUGAAACAACCAAACAACCACACCUCAGGUGUGAAGAAGAGUGAUAUAACAUGAGCCAGAUGAACUUCAUUUUGCCAGCGUAUGGGGCCAUAGGCCGCUAAUGGAAUUAAACCGGUUUCGGUCACAGGUAUCACUACUGACUAUUAGACAGAAAUCAGCCUAGCUGUCAAGACCAACGUUACUGUGUGAUGCCGACGCACCGUUGAGCACCAUCAUGGUUCGAGGACUCAUGAAGAUGUUUUUUGUAAUUGUCCUCUUUAUGGCUGUACCUAUAGGAGCCUAUAAACAUCGAUCAUUUGCCGAAUGCGAGAACCAGUCUGGAAUGGUUUAUUAUGACCGAGUAGAGAAAGUUUGUAAAUGUGACAAUAGCCAGUGUUACAGCAGAAGAAAUCCUCUUGGCGUUUACGUCAAAGAAGAAGAAUGUGUCCACCUACAUAUCUACUGUGACAAAGGGAUGCAGCCCGAUUCUACUGAGACUCAGUGUGUGGUAUGCCCGGAAGGCACGUUCAAAUAUGACAAGGGGUGCGAGUGGUGCACGCCGAUGACUACUUGCAGUGGCACCGAAUGGACUGUAUUUAAUGGCAACAGCACUACGGACAGAAUUUGUACAGUAACAAAACCCGAUACAACUGUAAUAUAUCCCCAACGACAUUCAAACACAAAACAAAAUAUCAUACCCGAGACCACUACUACACAAAUUGUGACCAUUGGAGUGAUUAUUAAAAGAAGAGGAAGUACGUUGUCGGCAGAUUUCUUUUAUUCAUUUUGCGGCAUUUGCGGAAUAAUUUUGUUUGCUGCCAUGUUUGGUAUGUUUUGUGCUGGAGUUAUAAAACAGCUGGUCCAACGUACGGAGAAUGACGUUGAAAGAGUUGAAGGUCGAAAUGAUAUGGACAGAAAAGCAAAACCGUGGGAAAUAACCCAAACUUAUAUUCACCAAGUCGAUGAGAGCAAGGAUACAAAUGGACAAAUACCCAUAGAAGACUCUAUGGCAGUUGGGAGAGCGCACACAGUUGGACAAACACUCGCAAUAGUUCACCAAGUCGAUGAGAGCAAGGAUACAAAUGGACAAAUACCCAUAGAAGACUCUAUGGCAGUUGGGAGAGCGCACACAGUUGGACAAACACUCGCAAUAGAUGAGGAUGAAGUAAUUCCUAAAGUCUAUCAGUGCAUCCAAAAUAAUGUGACUAACAAAGAAUGCAACAGUGACGGUGUAACGAGCUUUAAUGAGUGUUCAACCUUGAAUUUUUCCUCUCUACUAAAAGACAGAUUUACGCUGGACAAACAAACCUGAGGGUCAGCAAAACUUCUUCGGUAAUUGAAAACACUAACUGGAAAUGGUUACUCUUCAACACUUUAUCAAAAGUACUGCUGUCGAACAAUAUAUUGCUGCCCGUGUGAUGAAAUGAUGAAUUAACAAAUGAACAUCAUAGUCACUUCAUCUUUCGUGUGGAACACAUUUUGCAGUCAAUGCAGAAAACCCUUGAAUUUGAGAGCAGUGGACCAUUUCAGCAAUUUUUAGUCAAUAUUAAAAUAUAGAGGGGCCAUUCUAUGUAAAAUUA